This is a messenger RNA of Rhopalosiphum padi (bird cherry-oat aphid), 744 nucleotides long. RefSeq lists its product as uncharacterized. The transcript has 4 exons. NCBI's taxonomy places the organism in Eukaryota, Metazoa, Arthropoda, Insecta, Hemiptera, Aphididae. The coding region runs from base 52 to 630 and encodes 192 amino acids. The record is from RefSeq and is a predicted model, not a curated record.
UAUUAUAAUAUCUCGAAGGCACCGGAAAAAGCAAUAAAAAAAAGAAUAACCAUGAAACAUUUUAUUUUAUUUAUGUUUCUACAACUAAUAUUCACAAUUUAUUCGGAAUCUGCCAAGUCUGACCGUGUAAAGAUAUAUUCGACUUCUCCAGUUGGUCCAUACAAGUUGAUCUUCAAACAGACUUAUAGUUUUAAACCUACGAAGAAUAAUAUCCAGCAUAACUUAUAUUUAAGUCACAAGGACAAUAAAACAGUGAUUUUUGGAAAUACGACUACUGAUAUUCCAUUUGACGACACUUUAUUUUUCGAAAUUAGAAUGGAUCUCAAAGAUUCAUCCGGAAGAUGGAACGAACAUUCGUUUAUGCAAAAAUGGCCAAAAGCAUGCUCUACUACAAAAAAACUUGCUGGAAACGCAUGGACUGCACUUUUGUAUGGUAUAGGAGUAAAUAAUACCAAUUGUCCUAUACUUCCGGGCUUUUACAUGGCUCCGGGUGUGGAUAUUUCAAUAUCCAAAAAUUCAAAUCUACCACGAACAUUUUUGUAUGGGACAUACAAAUUUUACACAUAUUAUUUACGACAAAAUGAAAUAGUGGGUGGUCAAGUUUUCAUUAUAGAAUUAAAGCGUUAUUGAAUUCUAUUACAUAUGAAAUCUGUUUAAAACGGAUUAUUAAAUAUCUACGACAAUAUUUAAAUAUAUAUAUAAUUGUUCGUUUAUUUUAAAGAAAUAUAGAAUUGUAGAAUGAAU